This is a messenger RNA of Dipodomys ordii (Ord's kangaroo rat), 2670 nucleotides long. It is a transcript of the gene Znf777, whose product is annotated as zinc finger protein 777. Gene Ontology annotation, cellular component: nucleus. The record is from RefSeq and is a predicted model, not a curated record. Gene Ontology annotation, biological process: regulation of transcription by RNA polymerase II. Lineage: Eukaryota; Metazoa; Chordata; Mammalia; Rodentia; Heteromyidae. The coding region runs from base 10 to 2670 and encodes 886 amino acids. Gene Ontology annotation, molecular function: DNA-binding transcription activator activity, RNA polymerase II-specific; RNA polymerase II cis-regulatory region sequence-specific DNA binding. The transcript has 6 exons.
CAACUGGACAUGGAGGACCAGCGCUCAUCACCUCUGUCAUUCUCCACAGUUCCACAAGAAGCAGCCCUGUGUCAGGCCUCUGCUGGACUCCCCCGGGAAACUCUGUUCCCAUCCCGAAUUCUUCCCCCUAAAGAAAUUCCUUCUUUGGCUCCCACCGCACCCCGGAAAGGCUCCCUGCUCCAGACUUCCAGUGCUCCCAAACAAGAGGCUUCUGGCCAGAUCCCGCAUACCCUCCAGAAGGGACCUUCACUCCUGUAUCCUGCCGCCUCUGAGCAAGACACGCGCCACCAGGGUCCCCUGGCUUCUCAGGAAGACACCCAGUAUCUUCCCUCAGUGGCUGAACAGGAACUCCCCCUUCUGACUCACUCCACCCACCAUCAGGAAGCCCUGCUUCACUCCCCUGAAGUUCCUGAGAAAGACCCCCUGACACUUUCCCCCACAGCUCCUGAGGCCGACAUGGACCCACUACUCCAAAGUCCCGUCUCCCAAAAGGACACUCCCUUCCAGUCCUCUCCUGCAGCCCAAAAAGAACAGCCACUGCCCACUGCAGAGAUCACUCGCUUGGCUGUGUGGGCUGCUGUCCAAGCAGUGGAAAGGAAACUGGAGGCCCAGGCCAUGAGGCUACUGACCCUGGAAGGCAGGACAGGGACUAAUGAAAAAAAGAUAGCUGACUGCGAGAAGACCGCCGUGGAGUUUGCAAACCAUCUGGAGAGCAAGUGGGUCGUGCUGGGCACCCUACUGCAGGAGUAUGGGCUGCUGCAGCGGCGCCUGGAGAACAUGGAGAACCUGCUGAAAAACCGAAAUUUCUGGAUUCUGCGUCUGCCCCCUGGCAGCAAUGGAGAAGUCCCCAAGGUCCCGGUCACGUUUGAUGACGUCGCCGUCCAUUUCUCUGAGCAGGAAUGGGGAAACCUGUCUGAGUGGCAGAAGGAGCUCUACAAGAACGUGAUGCGGGGCAACUAUGAGUCUCUGGUUUCCAUGGACUAUGCAAUUUCCAAACCAGACCUCAUGUCACAGAUGGAGCGCGGGGAGAGGCCAGCCAUGCAGGAGCAGGAGGACUCUGAGGAGGGCGAGACGCCCACAGACCCCAGUGCUGCACAUGAUGGGAUUGUGAUUAAGAUAGAAGUGCAGACCAACGAUGAAGGCUCAGAGAGUUUGGAGACCCCAGAGCCCCUGAUGGGACAGGUGGAGGAACAUGGCUUUCAGGACUCGGAGCUGGGCGACCCCUGCGGAGAGCAGCCCGACCUGGACAUGCAGGAACAGGAGAAUGCCCUGGAAGAGUCCACAGAAGGUUCCAGUGAGUUCAGCGAGCUCAAGCAGAUGCUGGUGGAACAGAGAAACUGCACGGAGGGGAUCGUGAUAAAGACGGAGGAGCAGGAGGAGGAGGAGGACGAGGAGGAGGAGGACGAGUUGCCGCAGCACUUGCAGUCCCUCGGGCAGCUGUCUGGGAGGUUCGAGGCCGGUAUGUAUCAGACCCCGCUGCCCGAGGAGAUGUCCCCCGACGGCGAGGACAGCCCCCCGCCCCUGCAGCUGGGCAACCCGGCGGUAAAGAGGCUGGCGCCGCCUGUGCACGCGCAUGGGCACGCGCACGCGCACGGCGAGCGGCACCACCUGGGCGAGAGCCGCGGGUCCUCGAGCCAGCAGCAGCGGAACCGGCGCGGCGAGCGGCCCUUCACCUGCAUGGAGUGCGGCAAGAGCUUCCGGCUGAAGAUCAACCUCAUCAUCCACCAGCGCAACCACAUCAAGGAGGGGCCGUACGAGUGCUCCGAGUGCGAGGUCAGCUUCCGGCACAAGCAGCAGCUCACGCUGCACCAGCGCAUCCACCGCGCGCGCAGCGGCUACGCCUCGCCCGAGCGCGGGCCGGCCUUCACCCCCAAGCACGCGCUCAAGCCGCGCCCCAAAUCGCCCAGCUCGGGCAGCGGCGGCGGCCCCAAGCCCUACAAGUGCCCCGAGUGCGACAGCAGCUUUAGCCACAAGUCCAGCCUGACCAAGCACCAGAUCACGCACACGGGCGAGCGGCCCUACACGUGCCCCGAGUGCAAGAAGAGCUUCCGGCUGCACAUCAGCCUGGUGAUCCACCAGCGCGUGCACGCGGGCAAGCACGAGGUCUCCUUCAUUUGCAGCCUGUGCGGCAAGAGCUUCAGCCGCCCGUCGCACCUGCUGCGCCACCAGCGGACACACACGGGCGAGCGGCCCUUCAAGUGCCCCGAGUGCGAGAAGAGCUUCAGCGAGAAGUCCAAGCUCACCAACCACUGCCGCGUGCACUCGCGGGAGCGGCCCCACGCCUGCCCCGAGUGCGGCAAGAGCUUCAUCCGCAAGCACCACCUGCUGGAGCACCGGCGCAUCCACACCGGCGAGCGGCCCUACCACUGCGCCGAGUGCGGCAAGCGCUUCACGCAGAAGCACCACCUGCUGGAGCACCAGCGCGCGCACACCGGCGAGCGGCCCUACCCGUGCACGCACUGCGCCAAGUGCUUCCGCUACAAGCAGUCGCUCAAGUACCACCUGCGGACCCACACGACGCGGCCUGGCGGCGCCUGGGUCCCCGAGGGCCCGGGAGGGGGCGAGGGGGGCCUGGCUGUUAAUUUCCUCGACAAUAAAGUGGAUGAAACCAAUCGGCGCGGGGGGAGUGAUUUGGCUACCGGCCACGGGCAGGCGAGCAGGGCCGCUUAG